Molecule: messenger RNA, 921 nt
Organism: Aethina tumida (small hive beetle)
Lineage: Eukaryota; Metazoa; Arthropoda; Insecta; Coleoptera; Nitidulidae
Product: transmembrane protein 64
Exons: 3
Coding region: 77-856 (259 amino acids)
Source: RefSeq, a predicted model, not a curated record
UAAAAAAAUUACAAACAUUGGGGUUAUGUAGUGUUGUUGACAAUGUGUCAAAAAGGGUGAAAACAAUGAUUUUAAGAUGAUGAUCGAAACGAAAAUCGAUAUAAGAAACGACCAGAAACAGAAAAAACAUCCGUGCGGUUUAUCCUUAUGGCGCUGCGUGACGAUAUUCCUUUCCCUCUUCAUAAUCGUCACCGUUUUAGUGUUGUGCAAGGCAUACAUAAAAAUAGUGUUAAUAUGGCUAGAAAAUCAGAACCCCACCGUAAUCUCAAUCACGAUCGUGUUCCUGUUCGUCAUAGUUUCCCUUCCAAUUAGCAUCGGAUACAUUGUUCUGGUCGUUGCCAGUGGUUUUCUGUUUGGUAUCAUUCGAGGGCUCUUGCUGAGUGUUCUGGGGGCUAAUUUUGGACUGUUCAUUGCCCACAACAUUCUGAAAAUGGUCUCACACUACGAGAGUGUGUACAAGCUCACACAAAACGAGACGGCGCAAGCGAUUAUGAGAGUUAUAAGUGGACCACUGUGCUUUAAAAUUGUGCUGUGCUCAAGAUUAACCCCGAUUCCGUUCGGUUUGCAAAACAUCAUUUUUGCCUUGAGUAACGUGUCCGCGAAGGUGUAUCAUUUGGCGUCCCUUUUGGGGCUGUUCCCCGCUCAACUUGUAGGUGUUUACGUAGGUUCCACUUUGCGUUCCAUGCACGACGUGCUAGAAAACCAUCACAUCUCUUCCGCCACCUAUUUUUUCAUCACUGUACAAAUAUUGUUUGGGGCUUUCUUAAUAUUCUGGUUGGGCACCAAAGCGAGGAGCGAAUUAAUGAAAGCUUUGGCUGAAGCUGACACUGUACCAUUGACGACUUCCAUUGUGUGAUUUUAUAGUUGUACAAUUAUUUUUUGACCAAAGAACGAUUUUAUUAUAUUGUAUUGUAUAUUGAA